AAGCUCAGCUUUACCAGCUUCAAACAACGUGAACUUGCAGAGCGAAGAGAAAAUGGAGGGAAAGCGUUCGAACACGCAACCACUAACACUACUAAGAAAAAUCAAAGGAUUUACUGGUUCCAUUGUCGAGGAUCUCGCUCGAGGUAGAGCGCCGACAAUCUACAUCGAUCGGUUCAGAAAUUACUGUACUGACACUUCUGGAAAUUGCUCUUGCAGCUCCGAUGGAUCGACUGGCAAAGAAGCUAUAUCAUUGAAGAGGGAAUGCCAUGCACAUAGGCUUGAUGUCUUGUUGAGAGUCCUUCUGAUAAUUCAGCAACUUCUGCAAGAAAGCAGGCAUGGAUCAAAGAGAGACAUAUAUUACAUGCAUCCUACUGUUUUUAAAGAACCAUCUGUUGUUGAUCGGGCAAUUAAUGACAUUUGCAUCCUCUUGCAGUGCAGUCGGCAUAACCUUAAUGUGGUAUCUGUUGGAAACGGAUUGGUGAUGGGCUGGCUGCGGUAUGUGGAAUCUGGGAGGAAAAUUGACUGCAUUAGCAAUCCUAACACUGCAUACCCGAUUCCGGUCCAUGUGGAAGAGGUUGAUGAUAUUAUUAGUGUUGCUCAAUACGUUUUAGUUGUGGAAAAGGAAUCAGUAUUCCAGCGACUAGCAAAUGAUCAGUUUGGAAAGAGGAACCGUUGCAUUGUGAUAACAGGAAGGGGUUAUCCUGAUGUUCCUACAAGGAGGUUUCUGCGUCUCCUCGUUGACAAGCUGCAUUUGCCUGUGUAUUGCCUGGUAGAUUGUGAUCCAUAUGGCUUUGACAUCUUAACUACAUACAAAUUCGGUUCUUUGCAAAUGGCUUAUGAUGCAAAGUUUUUACGAGUCUGUGAGAUACAAUGGCUUGGAGUAUUUAUCCAGGAUUGCGACAAUUAUAGCAUUCCACAGCAAUGUCUCCUGCCUUUGACUGCAGAAGAUAAGAGGAAAGUUGAAGCGAUGUUACUUAGGUGUUAUUUGCAAAGAGAAGUACCAAAAUGGAGGUUUGAACUGGAGCUGCUGUUGCACAAAGGAGUUAAGUUUGAGAUUGAAGCAUUGUCUGUGCAUUCACUCACUUUCUUGUCCCAUGAGUAUCUACCGUCGAAAAUCCACAGUGGAGGGUAUAUCUGAAUCUUUUCUAUUUUUGUUCGGUUCUUUGGCAUGAAAAGUUCAGAGUAAUUUUCGUGUGCUUGAGUAAAUCACUUGAAAGAACAAAGCUUUACGGUUGCCAAAUUCAUCAUGUCCGUUCGUUUUGACCAUUAAGUUUUUUCAUGAUGUGGUUCUGGAUAUAGAGCUACGAAUGGGCAUUGAUGUUAAGCAGUUGGAUAGAGUGAAAUUUGUCACUGUUUGUCAUCCACAAAAUGGUACUUUGGCAUUAUUUGGAGAACCCAAGCCUUAGUGUCAAAAUUUUAAAUGAAGUUAAAAAUAGUCGCUUUAGCUUGUUAUGACAGUACAUGUUGGUCCCUGCUUUGCACGGGAAAGUAAAAUUAUGAGAAAAGUGUAGAGAUAAACAUGGACAAUAAGGAAUAGAAAUUAUGAGAGUGUAAAGAUACCUACAUAGAGAAUAAGGAAUAAUUUAUUUAUUUUUAGAAAUUAUUUAAAUUAUAUACAUUGACAAUGCAUAGAGUUUUUACCUGAAUUUUCAUCUAUGAUAGCAUGUUAGUAACUAUUUAUACCAAUUUGCAGAUCAAUGUUUAUCAUGAGAUUUAUUUGUAAUUACUUUAUAAGUGAUAUGGUUGUGUAUUUUUUAUUUUAUUUAUAUAGCUAAUGUAUUGAAUUUGAGCUCAGAAAGUUUUUGAGUUAUCCACGUCGAAAACCAAACACCCAGCAGGUUGAGAUUGAGCAAUGAUUAAAUUUCUUCUUCAUGCAAAAAGAAAAGGUUAAACUAUUGUCUCACAGAAACCAAUACAUACUC
This is a messenger RNA of Nicotiana tabacum (common tobacco), 1922 nucleotides long. RefSeq names its product meiotic recombination protein SPO11-1-like. The record is from RefSeq and is a predicted model, not a curated record. Gene Ontology annotation, biological process: reciprocal meiotic recombination; meiotic DNA double-strand break processing; meiotic DNA double-strand break formation. Gene Ontology annotation, molecular function: ATP binding; DNA binding; DNA topoisomerase type II (double strand cut, ATP-hydrolyzing) activity. Lineage: Eukaryota; Viridiplantae; Streptophyta; Magnoliopsida; Solanales; Solanaceae. Gene Ontology annotation, cellular component: nuclear chromosome.